AUGGGCUGCUGUGAAGUGAAGCAGCUGGAAGAGCAGGCAGCAGCCGCGAGGGUGCCAUGUGCCUCAAGGGCGCUGGUGGUUUCGGAAAUGAAGACCGAGGCCAAGGGUCAGGAUCUUCCUCAGCCUGAAUGGUUCAGGCAUCCCGGAUGUGCCAUGGAAGAGAUGCAGGAGACCUUCCUUGAUUUUUAUGGGGGCCUGCCCCCCGCACCAGCCCGGUCCCCGCACCGGCGGUGCCCGACGGGCUUCGCCUCGUACGCGCCGUCGCGCAUCUCCCUCGGCGGCAUCUCGGCCGCUCCGCAGCACCGGGGCCGGGAGUUGCGCUUCCAGGGGGAAUCACAGCUCCUGCAGAGGGAAAUAAAUGUUGACUCCUAUGAUGUAACUGUGGAAGAAGACCUUGGAGAGAUUCAGCUAAUAAAAAUUGAGAAACGAAAAUAUUGGUACCAGGAUGACUGGUACCUGAAGUAUAUCACUGUAAAAACACCAAUGGGUGACUAUUUGGAGUUCCCAUGCUACCGCUGGAUUACAGAUGAAAAAGAGAUUGUCCUUCGAGAUGGAAGAGCAAAGCUCUCCCGGGAUGACAAGACACACAUUCUCAAGCAGCACAGACGCAAAGAGCUCGAGAGCCGUCAAAAAAUGUACCGCUGGAAGGAGUGGCAUCCAGGCUUUCCCCUGAGCAUCGAUGCCCUUUCACACAGGGAUCUGCCUCGUGACAUCCAGUUUGACAAUGAGAAAGGAAUUGACUUCAUUCUCAACUACUCUAAAGCGAUGGAGAAUCUUUAUAUCAACCGUUUCAUGCACAUGUUCCAGUCCUCCUGGAGUGAUUUUGCAGAUUUUGAGAGGAUCUUUGUCAGAAUCAGCAACACAAUCUCUGAAUAUGUGAUGCAGCACUGGAAGGAAGAUUUUAUGUUUGGCUACCAGUUCCUGAAUGGAUGCAAUCCUGUGCUGAUCCGGAGAUGCACUGAGAUACCCAAGAAGUUGCCUGUGACUACAGAUAUGGUAGAAUGCAGUCUGGAGAGGAACCUGACCCUGGAGGAAGAAGUGAAGCAAGGAAACAUUUUCAUUGUGGACUACGAGCUGCUGGAUGGUGUGGAUGCCAAUAAAACAGACCCAUGCACAAUACAGUACUUGACUGCACCCAUCUGCCUGCUGUAUAAGAACCUGGAGAAUAAAAUUGUACCCAUUGCAAUCCAGCUUGGCCAAAAGCCUGGGCCAGACAAUCCCAUAUUCCUUCCUUCAGAUGCCACAUAUGAUUGGCUGCUCGCUAAAAUUUGGGUUCGCUCAGCUGAUUUCCACAUCCAUCAGACUGUGACCCAUCUCUUACGGACACACUUAGUGUCAGAGGUGUUCAGCAUAGCCAUGUUCCGGCAGCUGCCUGCGGUACAUCCCCUCUUCAAGCUCUUGGUGCCACACAUGCGAUUCACGAUAGCCAUCAAUACCAAAGCCCGAGAACAGCUUAUCUGUGAAUGUGGUCUUUUUGACAAGGCAAAUGCUACAGGUGGAGGAGGACAUGUACAAAUGGUGCAGAAAGCAAUGAAGGAUCUGACUUACAGCUCUCUCUGCUUCCCUGAGGAGAUGAAAGCUAAAGGGAUGGACAGCAAAGAGGAUAUCCCCUACUACUAUUACCGGGAUGAUGGCAUUAAAGUCUGGGAGGCUAUCAGGAGUUUUGCAGAGGAUGUUAUUCACAUCUACUAUGAGAGCGAUGAGAUUGUAUCUGAGGAUGUGGAGCUCCAGGCUUUUGUCAAAGACAUUUACGUCUAUGGAAUGAGGGGUGUAAAGGCCUCAGGGUUUCCUAAGAUGAUCAGAACACGAGAGAAGCUAUCAGAAUAUCUCACAGUGAUAAUAUUCACCACAUCAGCCCAGCAUGCAGCUGUGAAUUUUGGUCAGUAUGACUGGUGUUCCUGGAUUCCCAAUGCCCCACCGACAAUGCGCUGCCCCCCUCCGACAGAAAAGGGGACAGUCACCAUCGAGCAAAUUGUGGAGAGUCUGCCAGAUAGGGGACGUUCAUGUUGGCAUCUUGGAGCUGUCUGGGCCUUGAGCCAGUUCCAGGAAAAUGAACUGUUUCUGGGCAUGUACCCAGAUGAACACUUCGUGGAGAAGCCAGUGAAAGAGGCUAUGGCAAAAUUCCGCAAGAAUCUGGAUGAGAUCGUCAGCGCCAUCUCCGAGCGCAACAAGAACAAAAAGCUGCCUUACUACUACCUGUCCCCAGAUCGCAUUCCCAACAGCGUUGCUGUUUGAGCAGAUACCCAGGAGAAGCUGGAGAUGUGUAAAGCGAGUGAUGCUUUCCUGUUACAUAUGCUUCUUUUCAAUGAACUUUCAGAAGAGGAUAAAAUAGGAAAACCCCUCUCUUGUCAGAGCUGACCCAUAGUCGAUUUGGACUGUCAAAACAAGUUUAUGACUGACCUUGCAGAGUCUAGCUGGAAACCCUCUAGGUCAAAUUUGUUACAAGUUUAU
Molecule: messenger RNA, 2451 nt
Organism: Chaetura pelagica (chimney swift)
Lineage: Eukaryota; Metazoa; Chordata; Aves; Apodiformes; Apodidae
Gene: ALOX5
Product: arachidonate 5-lipoxygenase
Exons: 16
Coding region: 1-2235 (744 amino acids)
Biological process (GO): linoleic acid metabolic process; lipid oxidation
Cellular component (GO): nuclear envelope
Molecular function (GO): arachidonate 5-lipoxygenase activity; iron ion binding; protein binding
Source: RefSeq, a predicted model, not a curated record